Molecule: messenger RNA, 2981 nt
Organism: Rhopilema esculentum
Lineage: Eukaryota; Metazoa; Cnidaria; Scyphozoa; Rhizostomeae; Rhizostomatidae
Product: ELMO domain-containing protein 3
Source: RefSeq, a predicted model, not a curated record
GUCUCUUGUAAAGAGAUAAUGACUUUCCCUUACCUGUUAUCGAUAUUUGUUUAUAUUUAUAUAAAGUUGAUUCGAUUUUGUAAUUUAGUAAUUAUUUUGAAAGUCUGAGGCGACAAUAGAAAACCCGUAUGUAAACGAGGUCGCAAAAGUUACAGAUGCCAAACAAACAUGGCAGCCAGCAGGUGAAAAAGCCAAGUGCACCUUUACAAAAGCUGUCAUCCCACCUUAGCCCAAGGUCAGAAUCGAGAAUCAGACAAUUGAACCUAUUGCAUAGAGCUUAAAGGGAUAUGGAAAAUACAAAAUGCUGUGAAAGUGAUGAAGAGAAAGAUGAAUUUGAGUUUGAAGCUGAGGAAGCUUUCAGAAAUGUUACCAAGGGGACAGAUGAUAAAGCAGACGAGUUUGAUAAUGAUGAAUUUGAUGAAGCAUUUGAAAGUUACAAGGUGAAGAAGAUUGAUGUUGUAAAAGUAAAUCAAUCAGCAAAAGUAGAAAAAAUAACCAGUUCUACAAGUAAAUCGAAAAAGGAGUCAUCUGGUAUUAAUAGUAGCAAGUCAUCAUGCGAAGGAAAGGAAAGAAAAGAUCAGAUAAGCAAUGUAAAAGAAAACGAAAUCCCAAAAGAAAAUGAGCCUCACUCUCAUGGAGAUAGACCGCCUUUGCCUGAGUUUGCUCUCGACCUGAUCACAAGGCAAAAGAGCCUGAAAGAAGAGCCAUUGUCACCUGCUCACUCAGUGCUUUCUGCUCACUCAAACGAGUCAAAUGAACGAGGCUGGUCUUCAGAUCCAGAGCCAUACAGGCAAAAGUCAAAAAAGUCGCUCAAUGAAGUUAAAGAAGAAUGGGAUCAUGUUGGAACAGUAACAGCAGGUGCAGGAAAAGGUUUGGCCAAAUCACCAAUGGUAUCCUUCACUGAGGCAAUUUUCCAUUUUAAAAAUUCAAACAUGGAUGAAUUCUCUGCUUCAAUAAAGCCCACAAUAAGGCACAAGGGACUAGCUAGACUAUGGUAUGCAAUUGCUGGACCACCCAAAUUACACGAAAGAUUUAGAAAUGACAGAGACUUGAUUUUUACCCUUGGCUUAUGUCCAUUUGAUAACCAUGAAGCAAUGCAUAUUAUGAUUCUACAGACGAUUUACAAAAAACUUACUGCAACUAAUCUCGAUUGCCCAAGGUAUGGAUCUCAUUGGGAAAGUAUUGGUUUUCAAGGGGAGGAUCCAUCAACAGAUCUCCGUGGCUGUGGUAUGCUAGGACUGCUAACAACCCUGAAUUUUGUCACCAGUCUGUUUACAUCAAGUCUUGCAAUAGAUAUUUACAGGUUGUCAGAAGAUGAAGUACAGAAUUUCCCUUUCUCUGUCAUGGGCAUCAAUAUUACAAGAAUAACUCUGCAAAUAUUUCGAGAGGGCAAAUUAAACAAAGAAUGCAAUACUCGUGGACAAGUAUUCGAAGUGUUUAAUGAACUCUAUAGCGCAAUAUAUUAUACACUUUACCGGAUUUGGAAAACACAGUGUAAAACAAUAUCCGACUCCGGUUUUGUAAUUGCCGAAGUUGAAUCUCAAGCUAAAGAUAAGCCGGUUCAUUUGAUGUCGACUUUUCGAAAGGCGAUGAAUGACCGAAAAAAGGGGAAAGCCCCGGUAGAUAUAGAGCCUGUGACAAAGGAUAAAGGUGCACCUGUAGAAAAGGUGGAGAAAUUCGUUGGGCUUUGCGAUUUAGGCAACAAAGGUGAAGAAGACGUACAUCUUGUGUAGUAUUGAACUACAAUAGCAUUUUCCAAAUUUGUUUCAAAGAUUCAAUGUGUCAUGGUCAAGAAGGAGAUACUGCAGUGUGAUCCCUUUGUUGUUCAUCAGUCAAAGGAGCCAGUGAAAUUCACUGUGGUACUUUGUAAUUUUAAGCCAAACAAACAGACUACCUGGAGAAAUUCGCUUUUAAAAAGUAUUAUUUUGCCUCUUUUGGUAGGAAAGUGCAUUGUAUUAAAAGUAUUAGAUUUUGUUAUCAAUAACAAACUGAUACCUGAAGCCCAUAAAAACCUCAAUACACCACUCCCUACUACUCGAAAAAGAUAACCCCCCAAUUGGAGAAAAGAGGGGGAAGGGGGAGUGGUGUGAACCCGCUAGUGUCUUUGUGCCGUCACAAGAGAAGUGCCCCCUAUUCCAAACCGCGUAUCAGAAAGUUUUUAUUAUAAUCAAAAAAAUCCUCUCCCCCCCCCAUCCAUCCAUCCCCUUCCCCUCUUUUCUCCAAUUAUUACCUGGAUUUUCUCCAAUUAUGACCACGAUACCUGUAUUUACUAGACGUUCAAUUCAAAGCAUAUUUAUUUCCCUGUCUGCAAUCUUAGUGCAUUUCAGUCAUGCUACCUUUAAGAAGAUUUAACUCAUGAUUAUUUGAUUUAUAAGACAAGCUAGGAUAUUCUUAAGGUUUAAAUCAGUGGAAAAAUUUUAUAUGAAUGAACUCGUGACCUUUUUUAGAAGCAAUCAAUGAUUUUGUUGGCGGGAAUCGCCCAAUAAAAGAGCUUGGUUUGAAGUUAUAGUCAGGGUCUCAAACCUCAACAGCCCAAUUGAUUUUCGUUUGAUUGAUUCUAUUAAAAAAAUUCUACCAAAAUGUCUCCACAUUCAACCCCAGGUCUGAUUAUUUGAACGUUUAAAAUCCAUUUAUCUCUCACUGCUUUGUUUCUUGCAACGCCAAAACAUAUUUGGAGAACGUCAAAAACGUACCAAAAAAUCGAUUCAGCAAGCCUAUAAAAGUCUAUAGAAAUCCAUUCCGUCAUUGAUGAAGGAGUUUCCUCUCUCCCCCUUCCCAAGAGCCUCUUGCUUUUAAGCAGUAAAAUGUGUAUUGUCCCAUUCUAGCAUAUUAGGCCAUCAAUUAAUAAUGUUGAGUAACACUCUUAUUAUGCAAUUUUCAAAUAAGUAUUCUAAAUACGAAAACACUUAUACUAAAAACACUAAUGUAUAUAUUGGGAUGAUAAAGAAAACUAAAGGAUGUAAUUAUUGCACUGAACAGCA